Messenger RNA from Topomyia yanbarensis, 873 nucleotides. It is a transcript of the gene MrgBP, whose product is annotated as MRG/MORF4L-binding protein. Gene Ontology annotation, cellular component: nucleus; NuA4 histone acetyltransferase complex. Bases 116 to 715 code for a protein of 199 amino acids. The transcript has 2 exons. The record is from RefSeq and is a predicted model, not a curated record. NCBI's taxonomy places the organism in Eukaryota, Metazoa, Arthropoda, Insecta, Diptera, Culicidae. Gene Ontology annotation, biological process: regulation of transcription by RNA polymerase II.
UAAUAUUUUGGUUGGUUUAUAAACAGUAGCAAAACUUUCCGGCCGUUGAAUCAAUAUUAAAUAAAAUUUUUGAAAGGCCUAUCGAAAAAACUAUUUUGUAGUGCAUCCUUUGCGGAUGAUCGAUGUAAUGGCAACGGUAAAGGAAAAAACGGACAGUGAAUGCACCGAGUGGUCACCGGAGGAGGAAAUUCAGCUCUUUUUCGCCAUGGACGGUCUAAAACCGAUUGGAAUAAAUCGUCACUUUUUUAUUGUAUGUGUCGUGGAGCGGCUCUCGAAGGCACUGAAUCGGGAAAUCAAUAGCGAUGCGGUGUGGUCUCAUCUUAAAACAAUGUACAAUCUCAAAGCGCUGAACGAACAGGAGCAACUUCCGUUCCCCAAUGAGGAGUCCGAUUUCUGCCUACCGGAAACAGAUUUCUCUCUGGCGAUCAAACAAAAAUCAGUUGAAGAGCAGAGCGCGGAAGAGAACAAAAAAUCCGAAGUCAAGCCAGAAUCAGUUACGAAAUCAGUCAAAGACAAGGAACAGUUGGACAAGGAAAAGGAUAAGCAAAACGACAAAGAAAAGGACAGUAAGUCAGCAAAGAUGAAGGCUGAAGUUGCAGAUAAUACGCCCAAGCGGCCACAAAAACGUACCCGAGGAUCGAUGUCGCUUGAGCCAAAUGCUGGCAGUCCUAGUACACCACAGGGCGUACAAAUAACCAAACGAAGGCGCAUUUAGUUGAAUAGUAUUAAAAAUUAACAUUGAAUUUAUUAUAGUGUUGAUAUAAACCGCACGUGUAAGGAUAAAUGUUGGGAAAAAAUAAUAUUAUGUUUGGCACCUAGUCACUUGUAUUUUUAGUAGUUUAAGGAGGUAUUCUGGUAAAGUUGAAGCGAGUA